AUGCAAAUGCAUCCACACUGGAGUGCGCGAACUUGUUCCAGAACCAAGACAAGGCUCCGCCAGGAAGCUCUGCCAGCCAGACGCUGUCUGUCUCCAGCGGCAAACCUUCCAGCCCAAAGAGCCAGCACCGGCCAGCAAGAGGCAGACAGCUUGCUCCCAACCCUGGCCCCUGUUAACUCGCUGCCCACCCAUGGACAAAUGAGCGUCGUCCUGACAACACCAAAAACAAAGCCAGUCAGCCUCUAUGAAGGGAGCGCACGCCGCUUUGCGCUCCUCCACGCGGGCCGCGGGGGUCGCACAGGAAGCGCACCCCGCGCCAGGACGAGAGCAGACCGCCAAGCCCGCCCCCCAAGUUUCCCAGCGAGGACAGCUCCCGGCCUCGCGCGGGGCGUCCCGGUGCACCGCUUCGGUCGAGUCGCAGCCAAGCGCCGGGGCCGCCUCGGGAGGGGGAGCUGGGGACGGCGGGCACCCGAGCGCGCGCGCCGGCGGGGACACGGAGGCCGCCCGGCAGCGACGGCACAGGCGCCACGACGUUCAACGUUUGCAACUCGCGUCCUGCAGCUGCGGAAAAUAAACUGUAAUAACAUUAACGUGGUGAAACCUGCAGCCCCGUCCCGGCCUCUCGGACGUUUCCUCCCACGACCUGGCCUCGGCCCCGGCCGCACGACCGACUUCCCACUCGGCCCGCCAGCAGCCGCCCCGCCUGCGCCCCCGCUCGCGCUCCUCGCCCGGCAAACGGGCACGACCGCGCCCCCACGUCUCUCUCCGGGGAUCAGAGCGCUGAAGGGCGCUCAACACGCGUCCGCCACCGCGACCACCCUGCUCCCGCGGCGGCGGCGGCGCCCACGCUCAUUUUACCGGGGGCCGUCUGCCUUCCGAAACGGCCCUCACCGCGCCCACCGACAGUGCCCACACGGCCCCCCGAGCCCAAAUGCCUCCGCCUCCGGGAAGCCCUCCGGCCUCCGGGCGCGGGCCGGGGUCUCCCGGCCCCCCGCGGGCCUCUCGCGUCCCGCGCGCCCCGCCGGCGCCGCCCCGCUCAACAGGCCCGCGGGCCUCGCUCACAAAGGUCGCCAUUGCUCCCGGCCCGGCCCGGCCCGACCGCAGACGCCCGGCCGCAGCGACCCACAACCCAAGAGCCAACCCGGCGAGGGCCUAGGCCGGGGAGGCUGCGUCCGCUCCGUCUGCCCCGCCCCCGACCGCUCCGGAGGCGCUCGUUGGGUUUUCGGCUCCGCCCGCCUCUCCGAAGAGAAAGUGCGCCGCCCGAGUCGGUGUUUUCUGCGGCCUCCUCCUCCCGCCCCUCGCGUCACGUGA
Messenger RNA from Equus quagga, 1311 nucleotides. Its product is annotated as translation initiation factor IF-2-like. The coding region runs from base 1 to 1311 and encodes 436 amino acids. The record is from RefSeq and is a predicted model, not a curated record. Lineage: Eukaryota; Metazoa; Chordata; Mammalia; Perissodactyla; Equidae. The transcript has 3 exons.